UAUAAGGUUAUCAUCGGUUUUAUAUAACAGUAAGAUUAUUUAGUUCAACUCAUACUCUCUCUAACUCACUAAACAAUGGCCGAGGAUGACAUUGCCGCCCUCGUCAUCGACAACGGAUCUGGUAUGUGCAAAGCCGGCUUCGCUGGAGAUGACGCUCCCAGAGCUGUGUUCCCUUCAAUUGUCGGGAGACCUAGACAUCAAGGAGUGAUGGUGGGAAUGGGUCAGAAAGACAGUUAUGUGGGAGAUGAGGCCCAGUCGAAACGUGGUAUCCUGACACUGAAGUACCCGAUUGAGCAUGGUAUAGUGACUAACUGGGAUGAUAUGGAGAAGAUAUGGCACCACACAUUCUACAAUGAAUUGCGUGUAGCUCCAGAAGAACACCCAGUAUUGUUGACCGAAGCCCCAUUGAACCCGAAAGCGAAUCGUGAGAAGAUGACGCAGAUCAUGUUUGAGACUUUCAAUGCUCCAGCUAUGUAUGUUGCUAUUCAGGCAGUGUUGUCACUGUAUGCAUCUGGUCGUACAACUGGUAUAGUGUUGGACUCAGGUGAUGGUGUGACCCAUACAGUUCCAAUCUAUGAGGGUUAUGCAUUACCUCAUGCUAUUUUACGUCUGGACCUUGCCGGCCGAGAUCUUACUGACUACAUGAUGAAGAUCCUGACUGAGAGAGGUUACAGUUUUACUACCACUGCAGAACGUGAAAUUGUCCGAGAUAUCAAGGAGAAGCUUUGUUAUGUUGCUUUGGAUUUCGAACAGGAGAUGGGUACUGCAGCUUCUAGUUCUGCUUUGGAGAAGAGUUAUGAACUUCCUGAUGGUCAAGUUAUCACUAUUGGUAAUGAGCGAUUCAGAUGUCCAGAAGCUCUUUUCCAACCUAGCUUCUUGGGAAUGGAAGCAUCAGGAAUACAUGAGACAACUUACAAUUCCAUCAUGAAAUGUGAUGUGGAUAUCCGUAAAGAUCUGUAUUCGAACACUGUUCUGUCAGGUGGAAGUACUAUGUAUCCUGGUAUUGCGGAUCGUAUGCAGAAAGAGAUUGGUGCUCUUGCUCCUAGCACUAUGAAGAUCAAGAUAGUUGCACCACCUGAACGGAAGUACUCUGUAUGGAUUGGUGGUUCUAUUUUGGCUUCGUUGUCGACAUUCCAACAGAUGUGGAUUUCCAAACAAGAGUAUGACGAAUCUGGUCCCAGUAUUGUUCACCGUAAAUGCUUUUAAUGGCUCCAUUAGUUUGUACAAAUGAUAUAAGUAAAAUCACUAAAUGAAAACGUUUCAUAAUUCAUGGCUUAUUUGGUUUUUUAAUUAGUUUUGGAUGUGUGUUGCUGGGUCCAGGCGUUAUUUACCGUGGAAUAUUACUCGAUUACUCUUUCGUGUCCAUCUCUGUCGACUUAGUCAGCUGUACCUCGAUAUAUGACCGAGCCAUGUGGUGCCUGUUGUCGGUAGGCGGUUUGACAUUACGGACGGACGGACGGUGAACACUCAGUUGUGCAGACUGCCGGUUUAUUUUUAUUAGUUCCCGCAUCCCCGUUGCUGUUGGCGUCACAGUUCUCUAUUCCAUUUAUUGUAGUUCCGGACCGGGUUUUCUAACUAUUUUUCGCUAAAUUAAUGUUGUCGACCUUCGACACAUCGGCGGGUUAACUAGGC
Molecule: messenger RNA, 1632 nt
Organism: Schistosoma turkestanicum
Lineage: Eukaryota; Metazoa; Platyhelminthes; Trematoda; Strigeidida; Schistosomatidae
Source: the annotation of a GenBank genome assembly